UGGGGCUUUGUCAGGCCUGGUUGUAACUGCUCGAGGGAGAACGGAAGGUAGGAAAGCAGCCGGAGAGGGGGAGGGGGAGUAAGAGGUUUUAAACUCUUGCAGCUAAUAUACCGACACGGUUGGUGCCAUCGGAGGAAUAAUCUUGGCAACGUUGACAAAAUUAUUUAGUCAUAUUUUCUCAAGCUUGGACAACUUAUCUACAAUUUUCUGUUGCUACUGAAGGUCCAGCCUUCUUUUAACAGACUUGAUGUAGCCACACUAUCAAAAUGUCAAAGGGCGAGAACAUAAUUGGUGGUUCUAAAAAGGUUCAUUUUCAAGAUGCAAAUGCUGACUCUUCUGCAUCUGACCACUCUCCAAUUCAAUUAGAAUUUGAGAGACUGAGCCACAUUCCAUAUGGUACAAUACAUUUAGGAAGAGAUCAGAAAACUGAGCGAGACGCGGAAUCUCGAUGUCAAACUUCAGGUGAUGCAUCUUCUCACAAAAUUAACACUGCUAAAAGCAAUUUGCCUUUCUUUGGGCCUCUACGGCAAAACCAACUGUUGUCACGUGUUAAGAAACCAGUUAGUUCACAGAAAACCAACAUUUUGGCUGCAUUUGGCCUUUCAUCUAAGGACCUGGAUGAAGUAAAAAGCUAUCCUAAAGACAAACUUACACUUGACUCCUUGCCAAAGAUUCUUAAGCAGAUUAAAAAGAAAAGAGCACCUUUGAAACACAACAAAGGUGACAGUUCUCCACAGCAAAACCAAUCCACCAGGAGUUCUCGUGAUGAUGGGAUUGAAGAAAAACCAAUGAAAAAAAGGAGUUCUCAAAAUCAAGGCACUGUGCUCAAACCUUUAGUCAACUAUGGCUAUGAUCCUUCCUCUGGAGAGUCCAGUCCUGGAUCUGAACAAGAAGGAAAAAGUGGUGAUAGUUUCCGUAAAAAAGAGAGGCAUUUCACUGAGUCACCAAAUUAUCGAAGUAAAUUUGAUUCUGAUUCCGAAACUGAAUCAGAUUACGAAGUAGUUGAACUUCCCUUUCCGUGUGAAGAAGAAUCCCUCCUUGAGACCAAAAGGAAAACUCCUAUUCUACAAAAUAUAAAGGAUUUUCUUGGUUACUUGCCUGUAGUGCUUCCACACUGUUGCUCUUUGUGUGACAAAAUAAUUGAUACUCUGCAGGAUUGGAAUGACCAUAUGAAUGAUCCAUUACACAAGCUACGUUGCCUGCUACUUCAGAGAGUCUACCCUGAUUGGAACCCCGGAGAACUGCCUGUUGCAAAGAAAAAUCCGGUCGAGAAGCCCAAAGCUCCAGUUGUUGUACUCAAAAAAAAGGUGAAGAUCAAAAGAAGUCCAGAUAUUCCUGAACAGAGCAAACGAGAAAACCUGAAAGAACCCCAGAGCAGGGUUGUGGUCCUCAGCAAUCUGCCUUCAUCUGGUUUUUCGGAUUUUGAUACUGUGAGGCUUGGUUCUGCUUUUGGGAAGGUACUCAAGUACUUAAAAGUGGGGGAAAAGGCUUUCCUGAAAAUGGAUUCUAAGAUUGCGACCAAUAACUUAAUUGAACACUUCAAGAGGAAACCUUUGUUUUAUGGGAGAUUACUGACUGUAAGUCUGUCCUCUGCUCAAAUACAGCCAUUGCUAAAGAAACCAUCUGCAAAGAUUGAAGAAAUGUUGAAGAAAGUAAAUCAAGCAGAUAUCAGCACAAGAGAAUGUUUUCUGGGUCCUAUCAUGAAGCAUAAACCUGGUGAUUUGAAAAAGUCCUCAACAUCUGAAAGAGAGAGAAAAAGCUCAGAAAGUAGUGAAAGAGCAGAGUCAAAGAGCUCUGAUGAAAGUGGUGAAACAGCAGAAUGGAGAGGUUUUGGAAGAAUACGGCGCAGAAACCGUGAAAGAAUGCAGCGCAGAAGCCGAGAAAGAAUAGAACGAAGGAUACGGUGGCGAAGCCGCGAAAGAAGAGCACGGAGGGCAGGUCGAGGGAGAGGAAUGCAAAAGGGUGGCCGUGAAAGAGGAGGACGAUGGGGCAGCCGUGAGAGAGGAGGGCGCAGGGCCAGACGUGAGAGAGAAGAGCGCAGAGCUAGCCGUGAGAGAGGAGAGCGCAGGGGCAGUCACGAGAGGGCUGAACGCAGGGGCAGCCGUGAAAGAGGUGUGCGGAGAGGCAGCAGGGAAAGGGGAGAGCAGGGAGCCAAUAAUGAGAGAAGGGAAAGGGAUGGCAGCAGCCAGAGAGCAGAGCGGAGAGUUAGCAGUGACCGGGGAAGCAGCAGUGACCGGGGAAGCAGUAGCGAGCGGGGAGGCAGCAGCGAGAGGGGAGAGCGGGAAGGCAGCAGUGAGCGGGGAGAGCGGGGAGGCAGCAGUGAGAGAUUCGACUGGGGAGACAGCAGUGAGAGGGUGGAGUGGGGAGACAGCAGUGAAAGGGUGGAGUGGGGAGACAGCAGCGAGAGGAUGGAGUGGGGAGACAGCAGCGAGAGGAUAGUAUGGGGAGACAGCAGUGAGAGGAUAGAGUGGGGAGACAGCAACGAGAGGUUCGACUGGGGAGACAGCACUGAGAAGGUGGAGUGGGGAGACAGCGAGAAGGUGGAAUGGGGAGACAGCAGCGAGAGGGUGGAAUGGGGAGACAGCAACGAGAGAUUCGAUUGGGGAGACAGCAACGAGAGGGCGGAGUGGGGAGACAGCAGCGAGAGGGCGGAGUGGGGGGACAGCAGCGAGAGGGCGGAGUGGGGGGACAGCAGCAAGAGGGCGGAGUGGGGGGACAGCAGCAAGAGGGCGGAGUGGGGAGACAGCAGCAAGAGGGUUGAGUGGGGCGACAGCAGCGAGAGGGUAGAGUGGGGCGACAGCAGCGAGAGGGUAGAAUGGGGAGACAGCAGCAAGAGAGUCGAGUGGGGAGACAGCAGCGAGAGAGUAGAUUGGAGAGACAGCAGCGAGAGGGUAGAUUGGAGAGACAGCAGCGACAGGGUGCAGCGGGGAAGGACUGAGAGCAAAGAGAGAUAUCGGGAAAACUAUGCGAACACAGAGAGUGUCGUCGGGUGGGAAAAUUAUGACCGCUAUAUUUCAGAGGAUCGGCUGGAGCCUGAAGUAAAUAAUGAUGUAGAAAUGAAAUCAGAGGAACUUAUAGAGGAGACUGCUAUUCCAUUUCUGGGAAGUGAUUCAGAACUUGAAACUUUGAUGGGAAAGUCUGAUUCAGAUGAUGAUGCCAUUCUAGAGCAUCCACAGAAUGAAUCCAAGGAUGAAAUGAAAGAAACUGAUACUCGAGCUGACAUAAAAAUGCAUCGACAAGAGUCAGUGCCAGUGAAGAAACAGAAAGAGACUUGCCCAGAGAACCAGACGGUGUUACAUGAGAGUCUGCCUCCCACUGGUUAUCCAAAUGUUGCUAUUGGAAAACUUGGUGCUAAAUUUGGAAAAGUCCAGAAUUAUGCAGCAAUGAGGCCUGUGAGCCAGAAUACGAAGGAAGAGCCUGGACAAGUAGUUUAUAUUGCUGACCUGGUACCGGGCAAAUGCACGAAAAAUGAUUUAAUCCACCUUGCUGAGCUCUUUGGGAAGAUUAAUAACACCUUUCUGAUCAAAGCAAAGGGUGAGGGAUAUGUGGAGAUGUCCAAAAGUGCAGAAGCUCAAGCCAUGGUGAAGUUUUACCAAACAAAACCACCUGUUAUUCAAGGCAAUAUCAUCAGAGUGGAGAUGUGCCAGAAAUAUAAGAAGCUGAACGUGAAGUUUCCUGACUGGGAUCCAACUGCUGGUGGUAUGCCUCCUUUUGCAGCAUCUCUGUACAGACAAUUUGGUGUUCAGCAAAAUACCUCUGCACCCGAAGAAGACAUAUUUGCACCAACGUGUACCCCAAAUUUAGCUGAACUCAGGGCUAAAUAUUCACCACAGCUGCUGAGGUGGACCAAAGUGCCACUGGAGGGCAAGGCACCAUUUAAAAAUAAAUUGUGGGUUCCUCAAACCUAUGAGGGGAAAGAACUUGAGUGCUUCAGAUUGUUACCAUAUGCUUUCAAAGUUCCAAUGCUAGAAACUCAUGAACGGUAUUUACAAAGUAUUACUGGAACUCCUGACAUGUAUGAGUUAGAUACACCAAAGAUAGAUGAUGCAUUUAUUCAACUGCUGAUUGGUAAGAAAGUUAUACGUUCACGUGAGGAUCUAGAUAAAAAGUUAGGUGAACCAGAGAAGGUGUUAUGUAAGGCACAGUCAAAAGUAGCAGAAGUUGUUGGUCCACUUAUAGUUGCCAUACAGAAGUAUGAAUUGGAUGAGUUGUCUGGAGAACUAGAUUCCCUUACUACAGAGCAACUGAAAGAGAGGCUGCAGUCUACUGUAAUUUCAUGCCAUCAAUCGAUUGUGUGCGCUGGACAGACUCAUCGCUGGUUGACCAGUCUUCGCGCUGACAAUUUGUUGCAGUUAUUCAAAUUCAAAACGCCUGUAAAACCACAAGAACAUCCAAAUAUGACAUCAUCUGACCUACUCGGUGCAGAAGUUGUAGAAGAGGUAAAAAAGAAGGGUGAAGUUUUGAAGCGUGUGACCCCUGUACCAGCAAUGAAGAAAAAGUUAAUUGCCAACGCUAACAAGAAAAAAAAAGCUUUCCAAAGACAGCAGAGGAAGCAGCAACCAUAUUACCGCAACCCAAAUCCAUCCAGAGGCCGUGGAAGAUCAUAUAGAGGACAUCCUAGAGGGCACCCUAUCUUUAAGAACAUCUUCAUUCCUUGAAACCAGUAAAAAACACGAUGAUGUCCAUGGAUUGAAGCAGAAGGAAUCCCUCCCGUUUUGUGAAUCUCAAUAUUUUAGAACAGUUUUGUUAGUUGAAUAUCAAGUUUAAGUCAGAUUUUUUAAAAAAAACACAAUUACAACAGGCAAAAGUCAUUUUUUUCUUGCAUUUAUUGUUGUAUGAGUAGGAAUUUAAAACUUAUGACCUUCCCAUGCUACACACUUCUCUAGUCAAAAUGGUGAGCUAAUGAUUUGUUUUGAACAUGUACCAUUUUGUUACAGGCAGCAUCUGCCAAUGUUCUCAAGCUGGAACACAACCAGAAUUUUUUAGGGCAGCUCAAUCUAAUUUUUGCACCCUUCCUGUCCUCUUGGCAACUCCUUCCAAUGCAAGGUUGAGAUUGGUUAGCGUGCUUUGUGGGUUUAUGUUUCUAUCCUUGUAUUAUACCCCAAGUCAAUGAUGUUUAAGCUAAUAGAAUUCUGUUAACAUUGUAAAGUGAUGUGAUUAAAUAAAUGUUGAGUGUAACAAACUUGUGAUAAUAUGUCGUUAAUAAAUCUGUGAAAAUUGUAAUAUA
Carcharodon carcharias (great white shark) is the source of this 5227-nucleotide messenger RNA. RefSeq lists its product as uncharacterized. NCBI's taxonomy places the organism in Eukaryota, Metazoa, Chordata, Chondrichthyes, Lamniformes, Lamnidae. The transcript has 15 exons. Gene Ontology annotation, molecular function: mRNA binding. The coding region runs from base 267 to 4658 and encodes 1463 amino acids. The record is from RefSeq and is a predicted model, not a curated record. Gene Ontology annotation, cellular component: nucleus. Gene Ontology annotation, biological process: regulation of RNA splicing.